Molecule: messenger RNA, 1442 nt
Organism: Scatophagus argus
Lineage: Eukaryota; Metazoa; Chordata; Actinopteri; Scatophagidae
Product: zinc finger protein 224-like
Exons: 2
Coding region: 158-1111 (317 amino acids)
Cellular component (GO): nucleus
Source: RefSeq, a predicted model, not a curated record
AGGGGGCGCUGUUGCUGCUGCUGUGGAAGCAUUAAUCCAUGUUGACGUGCUGUCAUCGUUUUGAACCGUGCUGAUUUCAGUUCCAGAGGAGUUCAUUCAUUUCAAAGUCCGUGUGCCACCGUCUUCAUUCACCGGUAACGUUAGCCGGUCCUCCAUCAUGGCGGGGACGCAGCUGCUCAGACUGCUGGUCAGAGAGCGACUGGCGGCGGCUGCCGAAGAAAUCUUUGGACUUGUUGAGAAGACGAUAGCGGAGUAUCAGGAGGAAGCUGUCCGCUCCAAGACAGAGGUCAUCCAGCUGAAAAGGCAGCUCGAGCAGCUGACCGUUUUAAAACCUGAAGUAAUAAUAUCCAGAGCAGACAUCCCGCCAGUCUCUGAGAAGAGUUUGCCUUCCCAGCAGUCACACCAGCUUCCUGUUGUGGAGAUAAAAGAGAGCCAGCAGGUGAAAGAGGAGCAGGUGGACAUCAGUAUCUUUCCACAACUGCAGGAUGAUUCUCCUCAUGAUGCCUGGAAAGCAGAAACACUUACUGAAUCACAAACAAGCGCUCAGACAGCAUGCCAGCUCUUUCCAACUUUCAGCCCUGUGACUGUGACGCUCAGUGAUGAUGCCUGGAAUGGGAUCAGUGGCUCAUCCUCUUGUGGCCCAAAUCACACAGUUUUUAUUGAGGAGGAACAAGCCCAGAAGGAGCAAAAGGCUUGCCGUGUCUGUGGCAAGCCGUUUAACAGGGACUCUGAUCUGCUCAGGCACAUGGAUGAGAUUCACAUGGGAGAGAAGGCCUUCAAGUGUGCACAGUGUGACAGGCAGUUCGCUCGUAGGGACCAUCUGGUGGUGCAUUUAAGAACUCACACGGGCGAAAAGCCACACAGGUGCCCUGUCUGUAGGAAAUCAUUUGCGCAACGUUCAAAUCUCAACGUUCACCUGAGGAUGCACACAGGGGAAAAGCCUUAUUUUUGCAAAUCGUGUGGCAAAAUGGUCGCCCAUAGCUAUCACCUCAAAACUUGUGGUAUGAGGCACGCCAAAGGGGUAAAGUCAUUUUGUUGUUUGGUUUGUGGCAGAAAAUUUCCCACACCUUCAAAUCUGCAGGUCCAUAAGAAGAUCCAUGAAGCCAGUUAACCCUCUGCUAUAGUGCAGCCUUAUGCGCGAUCAUCAGGCUGAAUUUACACUUAUUUGCUAUUUAUUAUGUUAAUCUCAGAACAAUUUAACAAUGCAGGAGGUGAUUUUUCACUGUCCAAAAAACUGAUAUGGAGAGAUGAAAAAUAAUUACAGGUGAAAGUGUCUUCUGAUGAAGACUGCAACCUUGACUCUGAGUCCAGUGAUCAGAAUCUGGGGUGCAACACAUUCUUGUUUUGUGUUUUAAUGGUGAAUAUAACUGUUUUAAUUGUUGUCACUGCUCAUGGCUACCUUGCACUGCUCUAUUAUUUUAAUAAAUGGGGUUUUUUUUGUA